Messenger RNA from Homo sapiens (human), 2948 nucleotides. RefSeq names its product G protein-coupled receptor 84 (gene GPR84). Gene Ontology annotation, cellular component: membrane; plasma membrane. Bases 103 to 1080 code for a protein of 325 amino acids. The transcript is spliced from 3 exons. NCBI's taxonomy places the organism in Eukaryota, Metazoa, Chordata, Mammalia, Primates, Hominidae. Gene Ontology annotation, biological process: G protein-coupled receptor signaling pathway. Gene Ontology annotation, molecular function: G protein-coupled receptor activity. The record is from RefSeq and is a predicted model, not a curated record.
CUGCUUGAAGCCUAACUGUCCACCAGAAAGGACUGCUCUUUGGGUGAGUUGAACUUCUUCCAUUAUAGAAAGAAUUGAAGGCUGAGAAACUCAGCCUCUAUCAUGUGGAACAGCUCUGACGCCAACUUCUCCUGCUACCAUGAGUCUGUGCUGGGCUAUCGUUAUGUUGCAGUUAGCUGGGGGGUGGUGGUGGCUGUGACAGGCACCGUGGGCAAUGUGCUCACCCUACUGGCCUUGGCCAUCCAGCCCAAGCUCCGUACCCGAUUCAACCUGCUCAUAGCCAACCUCACACUGGCUGAUCUCCUCUACUGCACGCUCCUUCAGCCCUUCUCUGUGGACACCUACCUCCACCUGCACUGGCGCACCGGUGCCACCUUCUGCAGGGUAUUUGGGCUCCUCCUUUUUGCCUCCAAUUCUGUCUCCAUCCUGACCCUCUGCCUCAUCGCACUGGGACGCUACCUCCUCAUUGCCCACCCUAAGCUUUUUCCCCAAGUUUUCAGUGCCAAGGGGAUAGUGCUGGCACUGGUGAGCACCUGGGUUGUGGGCGUGGCCAGCUUUGCUCCCCUCUGGCCUAUUUAUAUCCUGGUACCUGUAGUCUGCACCUGCAGCUUUGACCGCAUCCGAGGCCGGCCUUACACCACCAUCCUCAUGGGCAUCUACUUUGUGCUUGGGCUCAGCAGUGUUGGCAUCUUCUAUUGCCUCAUCCACCGCCAGGUCAAACGAGCAGCACAGGCACUGGACCAAUACAAGUUGCGACAGGCAAGCAUCCACUCCAACCAUGUGGCCAGGACUGAUGAGGCCAUGCCUGGUCGUUUCCAGGAGCUGGACAGCAGGUUAGCAUCAGGAGGACCCAGUGAGGGGAUUUCAUCUGAGCCAGUCAGUGCUGCCACCACCCAGACCCUGGAAGGGGACUCAUCAGAAGUGGGAGACCAGAUCAACAGCAAGAGAGCUAAGCAGAUGGCAGAGAAAAGCCCUCCAGAAGCAUCUGCCAAAGCCCAGCCAAUUAAAGGAGCCAGAAGAGCUCCGGAUUCUUCAUCGGAAUUUGGGAAGGUCCAUUUUAUGAGCGGCAGAGGUGACUGAGGAGACCCUUCAAACUGCAGUGGAGAAGAGGCUCCCCACACUCCCCCCUCCUUAAAAAUCCUGCAGAGGAAGGGGGAAAGAAAACCAAAGCAUUCUGUCGCCGCGGCAACCAUAAAACCCCCAGCUAAAUCCAUCUUGUGAGCUCACCGCCCCAUUAAGAUGCAGGGCCAGGCGCUGCGCCAGCCCAGCCACAUUCAUUUGUGCGAAUAAAGGUGGAGGAGGGGGAGGGGAGCAGGCUCUGGAGGGACGGGGAAAUGGCGAGAAGAGGUUAUUUACACCACCGUCCUGACCUUCUGGAGCAGCGCUGGCUCCGAUAAAUAACCCGCUCAGCGCCGUUUCAGAGCAGGAGUGGGAGGUGCAGGAAGUGAGCAAGGGCUGGAGAAGAGCCCCCACGCAGGUGCGCGUCUCUGGGUUACUAAUGGCUGAGGCGGGAGCAGGCAGCUGGCUUUGGGGGUGAUGGGGGAAGAACUCAGUUCCCUGGGACUCCCACUGAGAAAAUACCAUCCCCACCCCACCCCUGGCGCCAAUUUCCAGGCGAGGGGACGGAGAGAUGCCAAGGAGGCAAACAGCCCCGUAAAUUAGGGAUGGGGGGGCACUGCUAGGAGUCUCUGAGGUAGGAGGGAAGAAAUAUUAUAAGAUGGGGAAUGACGGGGGGCUGGAGGAACAGGAGUAGCUGCCAAAAAGAGAGGAAGAGAAACAGAAACAUCACACAAAGGCAGUUUGGAAAAAAUGUUUUAUUCCUCUUUGCACAGAGCAGUUUAUGAAGGUGGUUUUCUCCUGACUCCAUGCAUCUUUUACACAAAGAUGCCCCCUUAAAUAUGCCCCGUUAUCUGCCCCACCUCAGUGCUGGAGAACUGGCAGUUAGUAAGUGGGGCAGAAUGCUUAAGUCUCAGGAAGGUUUUUAAAGGCAUUUUUGUGGGGAGGAAGUUCUGGGUCAAGGGGAAAGAUUAGACCCAAGAGUGAGUAUUCCAUUCUCCAUCUUCCUGGGGAAAUCCAAACCCCAAAGGUUUUAUGAAGAAAAGCACCUCUCUCAGCGACCUAGAGACAGGGAGAGCACAGACCUACUGCUUGGGUGUAAGGCUGAGGCAGAGAGAGGGUAGGUUGCAGCGACUGCAGACCCACGGCAGAGAGUAAAUGCAUGUCGGGGAGCUGAGGGGACAGAGACAGCCUAGAGGCCCAAGUCAUAAGUUCCACUCCUUCCCCAGUUCUGAGUAGAAACUUUUCUUCCCAAGACUAGAAUGGAGUUUUAGUUUUAGGAACUGGCUUUGCUCCAGGACACAGAGAAGACAAACCAGGCAACGAUCCCACAGGUAGUAAGGGUGGACAGUUAAGGUAGCUAACUAAGAGAUGGACACUCGCCACUGCAGUUUUGAAGCUAUAUGCCAGAUCAGGGUACAGAAUGCAUUUUAUAUGCCCUGUUCAAUACAAUUUAAAUCGCUGUUUCUUCCAUGUUGUCCCUUCCCUAUGAACUAUUCCCAAAGCCUCUUCCAAGGCAGAGGACAGGGCAGUAAGAAGGAAUGGAAGAAAACACUGAGGUCACUAAGUGGGGUUAGGGCUUAGAUUGGAUAAAUCCCUACCCAUCCCCGCCCCCACUCGUUCUAUAGAAAAGAAUUCUCUUUCUCUCUCCCCUUGCUGGGCUGUUGGGAUGAGGGCCAGGUAGAGGCAAAGGGAGGAAAACACUCAGCACAUUCUUUCUCCUACUUUAAUCUGAAGUGUAGCUACAGCAAAGGGCACAGAAUUUACAAAAAUGUCAGGGCAAGGGAGCAUGUGAGCAUAAUCCAGUCUAGAAAGAAAGAGGGUGCUUCCCCUGCCCUAUUAUCUAAAUAUGCUGGGAGCUUUACUCCCAGAACUGCAAGAAGAAUGAAAAA